This is a messenger RNA of Chiroxiphia lanceolata (lance-tailed manakin), 4593 nucleotides long. It is a transcript of the gene POLR3G, whose product is annotated as RNA polymerase III subunit G. Gene Ontology annotation, biological process: transcription by RNA polymerase III. The record is from RefSeq and is a predicted model, not a curated record. Gene Ontology annotation, cellular component: RNA polymerase III complex. NCBI's taxonomy places the organism in Eukaryota, Metazoa, Chordata, Aves, Passeriformes, Pipridae. The transcript has 9 exons. Bases 284 to 931 code for a protein of 215 amino acids.
GCGGGGCUGGCACGGCCCAGCCCACUGCGGCAGCGGCGGGCGGAGCGCGAAGGUUGAGAAGCGGGGGAGCCUUGAGGGGGUCUACGAUCCACAAAACACAAUCGGGUGAUUCGUUCUGAGGGUACCGGGAACCCGUGGGAGUGCUCAGCCUCCUCCCGUCCGCUGCCGUCCGUCCAGCCGCCUGGCAGGUGCCAGGGAUCCCGAUUCCAGAGGCCUUUCCCUCCCCAAGGCAUCGGCUGCCUUCCCCUGAGUGAGUGCCCGAGAAACUGAAUACUACCUCCAAAUGGCUGGGUCAGGUAGAGGAAGAGGACGUGCUUCGUUUACCUUCAACAUUGAGGCUAUUGGAUUUGGUAAUGGUGCAGCUCUACCUGAUGUCAUCUGUAAGCCUCCACCACCAUUUCCAAGUACAGACAAUAAGCCAGUGCCUCUGAAAACAGGAGAAGAUGAAGACUACAUGUUGGCCUUAAAACAAGAUCUUAGAGGAACUAUGAAAAGAAUGCCGUACUUUUUGACAGUAGAAGAAGAACAUCAAGCAAUUGAGAGGUACAGUCAAAAGUACCAGGACAGUGAAAAGGAGCAGAAAACAUGGACUCCAGAUUGGAGAAGACUCCCAAGAGAGAUGAAACCAAAGAAGACAAUCAAAAAAGGUGCAAAACCAAAAAAGGCAAAAAACUUUGAGCCUAAAAGUAAUCUGGAUGUGAUAAAAAAAAUUGAGGAGUUGGAAAAGAAGGAUGAUGAAGAAGAAAAAUCUGAAGAUGAGAAAGACAAAACAAAAGACAAAGAAGGUGAAGAUGAUGAAGAAGCAGAAGAGCCAGAUGAAUACGGUGAAGAGGAACAUGAAGAGGAAAAUGACUACAUUUCCUCCUAUUUUGACAAUGGAGAUGACUUUGGUGAUGGCAGUGAUGACAAUAUGGAUGAAGCAACAUACUAACUGUGGUUGCUAGGUGCUACACUGCUCAAGCCUUACACUACUUGAAGUAGUAUUCUGGAGGUAGGCUGAAUAUCAACAGACCUAAUGCUUUAGCUCCAUUGGUUUUAAGCAGACUCUCCAAAACCACAUUGGAGUUUAAUUGUAUUAUGCUGUAAAAGAGGAUAUGAGAUCCUUUGUUUUGUUUUUUUGCCAAGUGUUUUGCAGAUAUGCACCUUUUUAAGGUCUUCUGGAAUGCCUCCUGAUGGAGUAAGCUAUAUGCCAUUGUGUCGCCUCUGCACAGAAAAAGAAUGUAUGCAUUUUACUUGAAAUUGUGCCUAAGCAUUUGUACUAGUCAGUUCUGUGCCUCAGCAGUGAAAUCUUGAAACCAGUCAUGAAAUUCUUGAUGACUGCAGCAAAAGAGAUAUGGCCUUUAUGGACAUAAACUGCUUGCAUUUGGCAGCUGACUUCUCUGAAGAAGCUUAUGUAACUUCUGAGUUCAGGUGACUAGAAAUAGUUGAUGACUAAGCACUUUAAUAUAAACUGACUUGAAAAAACCUUAGAAAUAUAGACAAACAAUAUGACAGUAAUUUGAAAAGCCAUUACUGUAGUUAGAAGAAUACAUUGCCUUUAGUAUUUUGGUAAAAUGUAUUACAUUACCUUUAUGAAUCACCUUAAGUCAUAAUUAAGGACAAUUUGAUUUAAAAAGAAUUUAUGGCAGAAGUUAGGAAAUUACAAAAUCCUGGUUUCACCAGUUAGUGAAAAUUUCAGUCCUUUGCCUCAGUUUCUCUGCCUGUUGCAGACUUUCUUACCUCACAGAGCUGUUAAGUGAGAAGGCAGAUAUGUAUCUAUGUAAUUGUUAAUGCAUUUGUUUACUUCCUACAGAACAAACAAGACAGAAACAGACAGCAAAUCAAUAGAAAAUAAAACCCAAAAAUGUAAGAAAAGAAUGUGGUGCAGUAUUUUAAUGCAUGAGGUUUUAAUUAGAAAAGCAAGGGGAGAAUGCUAAGAAUAGCAAAACCAGAAUGUUUGGAAACAUCAAUUUUAUUUAAAAACAAAAGCUGAAGUUUUGAAAAUUUGUUACUGAGUUUGAAUAAUACAGUAACAGUGCAUUCUUUGUGUCAUCUUUUGAUGGUACAAAAUAUUAUUGGUCAGUGUAAUUACAUUACUAUUGAUUGUUGUAGUUUUUUGGGUUUGGGGUUUUUUUUUGGAUUUUUUUUUUAAUUUAUUUUUUAUUUUCUUAACACAUGUUCCUGUUAACUAGUGCUGUUACUGGCUCUAAUGAAAAGUUUUAAACAAAACCAAUUCUUUUUAUCAGCAAAGGAAACUACAGUAGUUUUCCUUACAUGUCUGGCAUUCUGUCAAGCAGUACUUCACCUCACUUGUGACUGGGAAACAGUUCUGCAUUAUUCUAUGCACUUCUAUAUGCAGUAAGAAUUUAGUCCUUAAGGUGUAGCUUUUAAAUGUUCUAAUAUGUAUCAUAUGUAAAGGAAAUUAAACUAAAAUACUAUGCAGGUCACACCUCAGAGGUAUAUCACUUUUAUUUUGAAGUGUUUAUUGAAUACAAAUGUUUAAUAAAGAUUCUACUGCAUUGCAUAGGAAAUACAUUCUUUCAGUUUUCUUUUUAACAUCACACAUCAGCAGUUAGGUGUGCCUGCUUCUUGUGUGUGAUAUACAAAACAGAGAUAGAAGAUGUGAAUUAGGUAAGCAUGCUGAAAACUAAAUUCACUUGCCAUAACUGUAACUGCUGCUGCUGGCUGUUUGCCCCAUGCAGGGCAUGUCUCCUUCCUGUAUCCUGAUAGCAGACAGUAGUUCUUGAGGACCAAUGGCUUCCUCCACCCAUCAUACUGCUAGUGGAUGAGACAACUGCCUCCCUGCUGCACUGUUGAGAAAUACUACUCUGGGAAAAAUCAGGUCUUUUUGAGACCUUUGAAAGGUAAACUGUAGUCACUGUCUUCCAGAGGGAACUGCAAAGUCUUAGGCUGGGCCCUCUACGACUGGUUUAACAAUGGCAAAUAAGGCCAUUGCUUAGGUACAUGCCAAGUUCUGCAAGGACACAGCUCUGUGCUAAGGCACUUUUAAAGAGCAGUGAGAUUGUGCUCUUCAAGAGGUGCAACUCUUUUUAGAAGCUGAUUUUCUGAUAGCUUAGAAUUUAUUGCAAGACCAUAAUGACAAUGAAACUGUUCUUUGGUUGUCGGCAAACUGCAGAUUUUGACAGGCAUCUAUUCAAAUCCUGUAUUUACAGCAUAGAAGAAGAAGAUUGCUUUCUGUGUGUAGUCAUAUCACCAAGAAUUUCACCAAUCCCUACCUUAAUUUUUCAUAUCUACUUCUGGGAAUUUACAAGUUCUCAGAAACUUAUGCGGAAAAGUUCCAAGUUUACAAGGCAUGAACAGGAUAAACCAUUAAGGCUGCAGUUACGGUAUGCUAGAUGUAAAUGCUAUAUGCAGCUACUGCCAACAAAAUGCUUGCUAGCCAAGGAUUUUUAUUUUAGAUCAUACAUAAAAACUGGCCAAAACAAAUACAAGUAGGGGCCUCCUGUAAUAAAACAUGCACAGUAUGUACAGCUAAGAAUAUAUUAUAUGCACCACUUUCACCGCUUUCUAAAAUAAAACCUUUAUUUUACAUGUAUUACUUAUGUUCUUCUAAAAGCAGAAGAGCAGAAGUAAUUAAAAUAAGACUUGCAUCCUCACCCAGAAGUGUUUUACAAAGUUGUAUUUUCAGGCUUUAUAAAAGUUAUACAAAGACUAUUUGUGACAAUAUAUUCCAAAGAAUAGCAGAUUUAAAACACUUCAAUUUUAUAUGAUCCAACAGUGCAAUACGCACUUAAGUUAAAACCAACUUCCUGAUCAAUAUGUUGCAAUUGAUCCAAAAGGUGAUUUGCAACUCAGUUAUUUUGUGUUUUGUUGGUGGUUUUAUUUUUAAGAAGUCAGUUUCUGGAAGACUAACUUUACAGAUUUUAACUUAAGUCAGAUAAGUUUCUUACAGAGCAGUUACCCUGUUUAUUCAGAGCUGAUGUGAUGAUGCAUUUCCAGUUGUGUUGAACUUUGGAAAAAAAAAGUAAAGAUCCCUGCGUCCUGGAGAAAACCAUGCCAGCUCAUCUUUGUAGUUUAAUAGGACCAGGAGUCCUACAAUCUUGGAAAAAGACCUACUGCAUCUUCUGAUAAAAAGUGCUGCAUGAAAUAAGCUAUGUCAUACAUUUGUAAAAACAUUCCAGGCUCUUGAUUAGAAUGUAAUACAGUCCAGUUAAAGACCUGUCCCUUUAUGUUUUUCCAAGGACUACUUAUCCUAAGGUAAAUCAAGGGGACAGUAAGCCACAGGUAUUCCAACACUGUAAAGGCCCAAAGCCUGGGACAAAGAUCUCUUCAUCUGUGCCACCAUAUAACAAAAAGCAUCAGUUAACUACAGACCUCUGUAUCCUUACAUCAACAGAGACCUUCCUGACCUAGUCAGACCACAGCCAAAGUUAAUUUCACUUCUACACCAAUGGCAAUUUAAUACCCAUCAGUUCAGGUAUGUGCAGUAAAUGAGGCUUAUGUUGCAUCAUCACAAUAGCUAAUUUAAUGUGCUUUGACGAAUCUGUAAGAAAUGGAAGGAUAAAGUAUUAGAACUGUUGAGAUUUCAGGAACAGAAUGAUGGGGGAAGAAGCAAACUAGUAAAUAAGCUUGCAGCAAAAAAGCUGACACAUU